This is a messenger RNA of Orbicella faveolata, 1814 nucleotides long. RefSeq lists its product as uncharacterized. The record is from RefSeq and is a predicted model, not a curated record. Lineage: Eukaryota; Metazoa; Cnidaria; Anthozoa; Scleractinia; Merulinidae.
UCGAUAUUCCCCAGUUUUAGCUGGGGCGUAUUCAGUCACCUGACGCGUUUAGACCAAUCCUGCGCAAGCGGCAAGCGAGAAUAUUUGAUGGAUUAUAAUGGCUCAUAUACCAUGAUGGCUAAGCCUGCUAAGCCAAUGGAAACGCUUAAAAUGUGUUAUCCCAUGACCCAGUUUUUAAUAACAUGGAAUAUCGAAGUUACUCGCAUUUAAUUUUCUCGUUAUACAAAUUAACGAAAAUGCAAGUGACUCGUGGGAUAUUCCAUGAUAUACCACGAAGAAGUGUUGCAUAACUAUUUUAUACGAUGCCAUAAAAAAUACAGUGGCCAGAACAAUCAAUGCGGUGGACGAUGGAAAGGAUGGGUGUUAUACUGUUGAGUUUUCAAAGGCUAUCCUGUAUUCUGAUUGGCCGUAUUUUUCUAUGGCAUGCAUUACAUGAGUAUUCAAAGGCUUUCCUGUAUUCUGAUUAGCUGUAUUUUCAAUGGCGUGGUAUAAAUAUAUACCGUCGGGUAUUGAACAGCUUUCCUGCAAAACUGCAAAGAGCAUAAUUAUUAUUUAUUCUCUCGAACAUCAGCAACGGAGACGAACAGGAGUUCGUCUGCACCGAGCGCACCGAUUUUUUGUUUUUACGCGAGUAUACGUGAUGAAAAACGCGCUUCUCAUCUGCCCAAUGCGUCACUCAGACAGUUGCUGUCGUUUUUACUCAGUUGACUGUGGCGAUGAAUACCUCAUUUAUUCAAAGCUUGAUUCUCUUGUGUAUUAGCGAUUUCAAUAAUAUGAAGCAAAAAAAUACAACCUUUAUAAUGUUAUCUUAUUAAAUUAUACAUGUGUAUGUAGUUUUCCUUUUUCUAAAAGAUAAAAAAAUUGUAAUUAUAAUAAUUACAUCAUAUUGCUCGUUUCUUCUGAUUUCUCUCUUAAUUUGGUCGAUUUCUGGCAAAUAGAUGAACAGCCCUACUGGAAAUUACAUCUAUGUGUUUUUAAUUGCAACGCUGGACUUUCUGUAAAUGACAGCACAUUUCCCUGUUGACUUACUGAAAGUAAAAUUACUCACAAACAAGUAUUCUUUCACGAAAAAUAGAAUAAGGCAACGACGGAAACGUCUCUUUUUUUGUUUGUUCAUUUGUUUUUUCUUUUUUCUUCUUUUCAGUGAGUAAACACGCGAUCUUUACGCCGAUGGAUUAUGUUGUUCUAAGAUUUGACUGAAUUUCCUCUUAACUCUGAAAUGCCGCGAUAAUGUUGAUCAAAAGUUUACUGAAGUUCACUACUGGGGUUCUAAUUAUUUCGGCUUCAAGUUCUGUUUUCUGCGAAUCUUGUGAAAAUACCAUUGGAAAUUUCCAAGAAAUGUUACAAAGAUGCCAACAACCCGGACGACUCGAGCCAAGACCCAGCAUGAAGCUCUUUCAGCAACAAGUUUUAACGCAGAUGGAAUGUCUUGACAUUUGCUUGCGAACUGCAGAGUGUGGUUCUUUUGAUGUAAAACAAACGUACUCGGAAAAUCCCAGAAAGCCGUUUUGGAUUUGUGUCAUUAACCGAAGAGUUAACUCUCAAGGCCCAACGCCCAAAUUGGAACGUAAACAAAAUGGAUGCUCGCAAGAUCUACAAAAGAUUUUGGCAUCAGCAGCUGAAGCUUGCUUGAGUAGAACGGACAACAGUCGUCUUAAGAGAAAUGAUGAGCCAUUAUAACAUUGUUGUACUUUUAAAAGGUGGAAAGACGUCAUCUGUUCAGAUUUCCUAACGUGAAACUAUAUGCCCCGUCCACACUGCGUCGGAGAAAUUUGAAAACGGAGUUUUCAGUCUAAAAACGCAUCAAAUAUUUU